AUGACGUCGAAAAUGGCCUUUCUCGACUUUGAAGAUGAGGCAGAAAUUGAGGGAGAAGAUGGCGCCUUCAAGGAUAGUAUAAUCGAACCUGUCUACCGACAAAAAUUGGAAAAAACAAGCUCUACUUGUCACCAAGGGCGAGCUCCUACUCUCACUAUUGAAGUUGUCCGUGUCAGCCGACCCCUGAAGGUCAUAUCCCUACUUCUGGCAGUCGUGGCGCUGGUAUUAAUGAUCAUCGCUUCCUGUUUCGCAAAUUGGAUGUACAUAGGCCCCUCCCAAAUGGGACUUUUUCAUGAAUGCUUUCCAGAAGACGUUGAAAGUGUAACCUAUACAUGUACCAAAACCAAUUGUUAUUCAUGUGAAUUCCUUCUUCAUCGGAAUGCUUUUGGCGCUGGUGGGGAUGUUUUUUCUGCUACUAGGAAUUCUUCUCUUUGUGUCUGGGCUUUUGGUUUACUCUCAGGUUUCCAAAAGACACCUUUACAAUGCUACCGUAGGAUUCUUCAUGUUAGCCGCCCUUUUCUAUACGGCCUGCUUAAUUACUUUUCCCAUAAAUUUUCUGAUCCAAUUCUCAGAUGA
Rodentolepis nana is the source of this 576-nucleotide messenger RNA. NCBI's taxonomy places the organism in Eukaryota, Metazoa, Platyhelminthes, Cestoda, Cyclophyllidea, Hymenolepididae. The record is from the annotation of a GenBank genome assembly.